Colletes gigas is the source of this 1601-nucleotide messenger RNA. Its product is annotated as protein asteroid-like. Lineage: Eukaryota; Metazoa; Arthropoda; Insecta; Hymenoptera; Colletidae. The record is from RefSeq and is a predicted model, not a curated record. The coding region runs from base 1 to 1023 and encodes 340 amino acids. The transcript has 3 exons.
AUGAGGUGCGACACGUACCGAAUAGCGGGUCAAAAGGGGCAGCUCGUUGCCUCUCAGCAAUUAUUUAGCUGUCAAAUAUAUAAUUCGUACAAGUGCAAUUGUGUUUUUGUCGGUGAUUACGAUAAAUACGCUCAACGAGUAUCGGAUUUUUUUGACGAUUUGAUAAACUGCAAUGCAGUACCAUUAGUUUUGAUCGAUUGUGGUUGCGAGGAUAAGAAACUGCAAACAGUUAUAUCUAGAACUAGAGAAAAGGAAGUUUUCAAAGAUGUUAGGAGAAAGAAGAAUAUUCGUCAUGUGCAAUGCUUAUUCGAAGCUGAUAAUGCUAUAGCUACUGUAGCAAGGAUAUUGAAUUGUCCUGUAUCGAGUUAUGAUUCAGAUUUUUAUGUGUUUGGGACAUUGUACAUACCAUUUGAUACAUUGGACAAUUACACGGUGAAAAGUUCAACUGGAAAUGGUUACACGAAACGUUGUAAAAUUUAUAAAUUUGAACACUUAUUAAAUUCUUAUAGAGGUCUAAGUCAAUCUACACUGCCAUUAGCUGCAAUAUUACUAGGCAAUGAUUAUGUAAAACGUGGUACAUUUAGAAACUUCUUUCGUUAUUUAAAGUUACGACGAAUAACAAGAAAAAGGUAUAGUAAUCGACAGUAUUGUAUAGAAGCAACUUUACAAUGGUUGAGCGGAUUUUACACCUUGGACAGAGCAGUCAUUGGAAUACUAUGUAGAUCACCUAAAACCGUAAGACAAAAAAUAUUAAGCAUAAUAGAAAUCAAUAUAAAUGGCUAUACAAAUGCAUCUGCAGAAAUACUUGUUCCAUUGGGGUUUUUACAGGAAUAUGCAGCUCGUGCCACAACACAUUCCAUAAACAGAAUUUUUAAAUUUGAUGGAGAUGUUAAUAGUCUAAUGUACAUAGAAGAAACUGAUAAAAAUGGAGAUUUUGAAUCAUCCGAAGAAGAAGAAAAAGAGGAAGAAAACGAAGUUGAAAUAUUAGACAUGCUUAAAGGGGUCAGAAUCUACUACCAAUAAUGCACUACUAGCUAAUGUACCUAAUUUGUUUGUAGAUGAAUUUCUUAUGGGCAAUUAUCCUGCAUAUAUUAUGGACUUGUUGGUUCGACGUUUAUAUAUUUGUUCUGUACAAAUAGCGGAUUAUUCCUAUCCAUUGAGCAAUGUAAUAAGUUUAAAAAUUAUUAGAGUUAUAUAUGCAUUUCUGUAAUCAGGAAUGAAUAGAAGGAGAGGUUUCAUGAAAUACAUGGUGAGAGACUGUAAUAAAAAGCUUAAAUGUUACAAACUAGAAGGCACUGACAUUAAAUUUUCUUCCCCAUUACUGUCCCUAUCUAAUCUUAGAGAAGUACCAUUAACGAGUCCAGGAUUAAAAAAUAAUGUACAAACAUGCGUCAUUGAUUUUUCAUUACCAUUUGAAUUUAAAUUCAAGUUAUAUAGACACAAAUAUAUAAGCAAAGCCCAUAUUGAAUGAAAAAUUGACACGUAAAUACACGUUUCAAGACCCUCUGAUCAUGUUUGAUUUAAAACAAUACUUUGGAAAUAAAUCGUUUGAAUAUAGUUUAUCGAGUAAGACCUUCGAAAUUAUUUUCAAACGAUUUAUU